AUGGUUAACGUUUUCAACGUACAGAUUUUUUUCGUUGUGCUUAGAGAAACGUUGGAAGCCGUUAUUGUGGUUUCUGUUCUUUUAGCCUUCAUCAAGCAAGGUUUGGGUGGAGCACAACAAGACCCAGCCAUCAACAAACGAUUGACUAGGCAAGUUUGGUUUGGAUCGAUUCUAGGGGUGGCGCUAUGUCUUAUUCUAGGAGUUGCUUUCAUUGCUGUGUUUUACACUUUGGGCAAUGAUAUUUGGUCCAAGUCUGAGGACUUGUGGGAAGGUAUCUUCUGUAUUAUCGCAUCGUGCUUGAUUUCGGUGAUGGGUAUUGCCAUGUUGCGGAUAAACAAGAUGAAGGAGAAGUGGAGAAUUAAGUUGGCGCAAGCUUUGCUUAAGACAAAGGAAGAGACUAAGGGCAAGUUCAGCAUUGGUCACUUGACAACGAAAUACUGUAUGUUUGUCUUGCCUUUCAUCACCUGUUUGAGAGAAGGUCUUGAGGCUGUGGUUUUCGUUGGAGGUGUGGGUUUGAAUAAGCCAGCUUCCUCUUUCCCGAUUCCAGUCAUCUGUGGUUUGAUUGCAGGUAUCUUCAUCGGUUGGCUCUUGUACUACUUUGGCUCUACUUCCAAGUUGCAAGUGUUUUUGAUUGUUUCUACUUGUAUCUUGUAUUUGAUUUCUGCCGGCUUGUUCUCUAGAGGUAUCUGGGGUUUCGAGCAGCACGUCUACAAUAACCAAACUGGUGGUGAUGCAGCAGAGAAUGGUAGUGGUCCAGGCUCUUAUGAUAUUUCCAAAUCGGUUUGGCAUGUGAAUUGUUGCAACCCAGAAAUCGACAAUGGAUGGGAUGUUUUCAACUCAUUGUUGGGCUGGCAAAACUCUGCCACUUACGGCUCUGUGAUUUCUUACAAUGUUUACUGGUUGUGUCUUAUUGUGGUUUUGAUGUUGAUGUUGUUCGAGGAGACCCACGGCCAUUUGCCUUUCACCAAGAACUUCAAGAUGAGACAAUUGAACCCAAUGUACCACAUCAAGGGUAAGAAGAAGCACGAGUUGACUGAAGCCGAGAAGCAAGACUUGUUCAACAAGGUGAGAAACCAUAAAUUGGAAGACAAUUCUCCAGACACAAGUGUUGCACUUGAAAAUGAGAUCUCCAAAUCUAACGAGAAGAGUGAAGUUGUGGAGAUUCUGAAGGAAGCUCUGAACUAA
Molecule: messenger RNA, 1185 nt
Organism: Clavispora lusitaniae ATCC 42720
Lineage: Eukaryota; Fungi; Ascomycota; Pichiomycetes; Serinales; Metschnikowiaceae
Gene: FTR1
Product: FTR1 family protein
Biological process (GO): iron ion transmembrane transport
Cellular component (GO): plasma membrane; high-affinity iron permease complex
Molecular function (GO): ferrous iron transmembrane transporter activity
Source: RefSeq, a predicted model, not a curated record